Molecule: messenger RNA, 3137 nt
Organism: Lactuca saligna
Lineage: Eukaryota; Viridiplantae; Streptophyta; Magnoliopsida; Asterales; Asteraceae
Source: the annotation of a GenBank genome assembly
AUGAUGAUACGAUCAACAUGCAUCCUCCAACAACAAGCCCCAGAUCACUUCAUCAACAAAUUCAAAUAUUUCUCUUCAUUUCUCCUCCAUUACUCUGUGCCUCCUUCUUCACCCAUUGAAGAAACGGGAGAAGAUUCCGCAUCUCAUUUACUCUCUCUCCUCUCGCUACCCAAUUGGCAGAAAAACCCACGUCUCAAAACCCUAAUCCCAUCGAUUUCCCCAUCACAUAUCACCUCUCUUUUCAACGAUAACCCUAACUUGAAGCCACAAACAGCUCUUUCAUUUUUCAAUAUCUUGUCACAGAGAUCUAAUUUUAGACCUAGUGUUGAGUCUUUUGCAUCACUGCUUACGAUACUGAUCAAGAAUCGAUUUUUAAAUGUGGCUGAAAAGAUCCGGAUUUCGAUGGUGAAGGCUUGCGAAACGGACGACGAUGCGAGGUUUGUUUUGGGGUUUCUGAGAAAAAUGAAUGCUGAUGACGAUGAAGAUUCUGAAUGCAAAUUUAAACUCAGUAUUAGAUGUUAUAAUACAUUGUUAAUGUGUUUAUCAAGGUUUUCGAUGAUUGACGAUAUGAAAUAUGUGUUUCUAGAGAUGUUAGAUAAUGAAAUCAUGCCGAAUAUAUACACUUAUAAUUCCAUGGUGAACGGAUACUGUAAAUUGGGGAAAGUUGAUGCAGCUGGCCUGUAUGUUACCAAGAUUGCUCAAGCAGGGCUUAGUCCUGAUACUCAUACUUAUACAUCCUUGAUUCUAGGCCAUUGCAGGAAUAAAGAUGUCGAUAGCGCACACAAGGUGUUCGAUGUAAUGCCUAAGAAAGGGUGUUGCAGAAACGAGGUUUCUUAUACCAAUUUAAUUCAUGGAUUUUGUGAAGAAAAUCGUAUUGACGAAGCUCUGAAGUUAUUUCACCGAAUGGGAGAUGAUAAUUGCUUCCCUACAGUCCGUACAUUUACUGUUUUGAUUUCUGCAUUAAGUAAGUCAGGUAGAACAGCAGAAGCAUGGGCUUUAUAUAGCAAAAUGAGUGAGAAAAGUUGUGAGCCGAAUGCCCAUACUUACACUGUUCUCAUAGAUGCCAUGUGUAAAGAGAAAAAGUUGAAUGAAGCACGAAAGUUAUUAUAUGGAAUGGAAGCUAAAGGAGUGGAGGGUACUGUUGUGACAUAUAAUGCUUUGAUUGAUGGGUUUUGUAAGGAAGGAAAGGUCGAGAGUGCAUUCGAGAUGCUUAAAAGAAUGGAAAAGAAAAGGUUAAAACCAAAUGUCCGGACAUACAACGGGUUGAUUGGUGGGUAUUGUAAAGGUGAUAACAUUCACAAGGCAAUGGCAUUGCUUGAUAAGAUGAUGAAGAUGAAACUUUCACCUACUAUUAUCACCUACAACUUGCUAAUCAAUGGACAAUGUAAGCAUAAUCAUGUUGAUAGUGCCUAUCGGUUGAUUGGUUUGAUGAAAGACAAUGGUGUUCUUCCUGAUGAAUGGACCUACAGUGCUCUAAUAGAGGCUUUAUGUAAACGAGGGAGUGUAGAAGAAGCUCAUUUGUUGCUUAAAGAAAAGGGCAUAAAAGUAAAUGAAGUUACCUACACGACUCUUAUAAACGGGUAUUUCCAAACUGGGAAGGCGGAUCUUAGCAUGGGUUUGUUUAAAGAAAUGUUGACCAAUGAUUUCUCACCGAAUUCUUGGACGUAUAAUGUACUGAUUCAUGGAUUAUGUAAAGAAGAUACGAUUCAAGAAGCUUUAAUGUUAAUCGGGAAGAUGAUCAAGAUAGGGUUUGAAGUGGAAAUCACUACUUACACAAUCUUUAUCGAACAUUUGUUAAAAAGUUUCGAUUUUUUUGAAGCCCAUAAGCUGUUCAACCAAUUGGGUGCUUCCGGAUUGAAGCCCGAUGUUUGUACAUACACUUCUUUUAUACUUGCAUAUUGUACUCAAGGAAUGAUAAAAGAAGCAGAAGAUAUGAUGAAUGAAAUGAUUCAAAAAGGUGUCAAACCAGACACCGCCACAUAUACGGUUUUCAUCGAUGCGUGUUGCCAUGUAGGACAGAUAAACCGUGGUUUUGAUUUCUUAAAACGUAUGAUGGAUGCCGGAUGUGAGCCUUCUCAACAUACAUACGCGAUAAUCUUGAAGCAUCUUUUGAGGAAAAACUACAAGUCAAACACCGGAAUCGACAAUGCCAUUCCGGUGAACACCGUGUGGAAGAUAAUGGAAUUCGACGAUGCAAUCGAGCUGUUUUCGGAAAUGGUCAAACAGGGUUGUGAAUUAAAAGUCAACACUUUCGAUGCGUUGACCAAGGGGUUGUGUAAAGAAAGGCGGUUUGAAGAAUCUUUAAAGUUGGUGAAUCAUAUGUUGACAAACGGGAUUUCUCCAAAUGAAAGUAUAUACACGUCUUUGGUGAAUUGUUCGUGCUACUUAAAAAUGUUUGAUAAAGCAUUGAGUUUAGUGAACAACAUGGUUGAAAACGGGAUUUUGGUAGAUUUAGAGUCGUAUAAGCUGCUUAUUUGUGGGUUAUAUGAGGAAGGAAAGCAUGAAAAGGGUAAGGAAGUGUUUUGUGGUUUGCUUGAUGGGUAUAAUUCGGAUGAAGUUGUUUGGACAAUUCUUCUUGAUGGGUUGCUUAAACGAGGUUUGGUUAAAAGGUAUUUUGAGCUUGUGGGUGUUAUGGAGGAGAAGGGUUGUCAUCUUAAUCGAUAUACUUAUCAAAUGUUCUUUUUUGUUUGUAAGAAGAAAUGGAGUGGGAGUGGGAGUGGGACCCACACAAUGGAGAUUGAAGGUUCAUGGUUUAUCCGAUCAUUCUUUAAAGCUUGUCCAUUUUCAGAUGAAGGUAAAUCGGUGAACAUGGGAAACCUGGUUUCUUUGUUCCAAUAUUGACAAAGAUUUUUGAGGUUAGAGUUUGUUAGUUAAGAUGCGGCUGGCUAUACAUAAUUUUGUGAAUUGAAAUGGGAAUCAUUUAAACAUUUAAUCUGAUUGUAGAUUUGCUUUGUCUUUUAUGAAAUUAAUUUUAUAUAAGAUGUAUAAAAUUUAACACAAAACGUAGCAUUUUUCCAGCAAGUAGAUUGGAAAUAGAUCUCUUGCAUUUGUAGUGCAAUUCUACCAGAUUGCUGCAUGAACUUCGUUAUUUUGAUGAUAAUUGGAUUGAAAUGAUUUGAUUGAUGUUAUGAGGAAAC